AUGAAGAAGGGCGUCCGCAAAAGCAUUACAGAAAAACGAGUCGGCCUCAAGGUCAAGCCAUCUGUACACAACUUGAGCAAAACUCAGCAGACCAAACUCACUGUGGGCAGCCUGGGAUUAGGCCUGAUCAUCAUCCAGCAUGGGCCCUACCUUCAGAUCACCCACCUCAUCAAGAAGGGGGCUGCAGCCAGGGACGGAAAACUCCAGCCAGGUGAUGUUUUGAUUAGUGUUGGCUAUGCCAAUGUAUUAGGAUAUACUCUUCGAGAAUUUUUAAAGCUUUUGCAACAUAUCACCAUAGGAACAGUGCUGCAAAUCAAGGUUUACCGAAAUUUUAUUGACAUACCCCAAGAAUGGCAAGAAAUACAUGAUUUAAUUCCUGAGACCAAAUUCCCAAUUACCCGCACAACAAAGAAAACUGAGGAGGCAAAAGAUGACUCUUUCACAAGCAGCGAUGACGGUGAAGAUGCAGUUUUAGAUAAAAGACUUAAGUACUAUAAAUAUCCACGGUCCACUGGGCAUCACCCUGCAAGGAGACCGAUGUCCAUCUCCAGAGAAUGGCAUGGAUAUAAAAAGAAGAACCAUACUAUCCGUGUAGGAGAAGACAUUAACUGUGAUGUGAUGAUUCACAGAGAUCACAAGAAGGAAGGGCGAGCCCCUUCCCCAUACUGGACAAUGACCAAGCGAGACAACGAGAGCUCCUCCUCCUCCUCGGCCUCCUCGACCUCAGAUGCGUUUUGGCUGGAAGACUAUGCCCACGCUGAAAAGGGCAAGAGUGAACCUGCAUCAAAAGUUGGUUAGGCAGCAGUCUGCAAAUUUGAGGCACAGGAGCAUUUACCUUGAAAACACCCAUUUUUUUGUGCAUUGCCAUGUACAGGUUUGCUAUACUUACAGGAAUAUGUGCAGACUUAUUUCUCUUUCACAACUGUGUUGUAAAGCCUUUAGAGACCUUCUUCAGUGUGAUAUCUAAAGACUUCCCUGGGGUCUCACAGCCCUCACAAACCUUAUUCAGAUCAUUACAAUUAUUCAGAUCCUUAAGACCCUCGUUUAUGAGAAGAACAUCUCAUCUUUUAGAAAAUGCAGCAGAGGAACCCAAUAUCAGAAUGUGUAAACCUA
Molecule: messenger RNA, 1113 nt
Organism: Hippopotamus amphibius kiboko
Lineage: Eukaryota; Metazoa; Chordata; Mammalia; Artiodactyla; Hippopotamidae
Gene: PDZD9
Product: PDZ domain containing 9
Exons: 4
Coding region: 1-798 (265 amino acids)
Molecular function (GO): protein binding
Source: RefSeq, a predicted model, not a curated record